Molecule: messenger RNA, 1818 nt
Organism: Paramacrobiotus metropolitanus
Lineage: Eukaryota; Metazoa; Tardigrada; Eutardigrada; Parachela; Macrobiotidae
Product: rRNA N6-adenosine-methyltransferase ZCCHC4-like
Exons: 2
Coding region: 109-1413 (434 amino acids)
Biological process (GO): rRNA methylation
Cellular component (GO): nucleolus; cytoplasm
Molecular function (GO): rRNA (adenine-N6-)-methyltransferase activity
Source: RefSeq, a predicted model, not a curated record
CUGUCAAGUUCAGCAAUCACAGGUCUCCGGCCAGGAGUGAGCAUUAAUUUUGCCUUUUUCUUAUUAGACUGUAUUUUCCAGAAACUUGAUUUUGACAAGAGCAGUUUAAUGGGGCAAAAGACGAAAGCUCACUUUACCAAUGGGAAAUCUAGCGAGCAAAGCCUCCGGGUGGAUGCUGACAAUCUGAAGACCCAUCUCGCUGAAAACCCUCGGUGUCCACAUGGACCGACCCUGCUUUUCCAUCGAACUCUACAGAAAACAGGUUUACAGAAAUCAUUUUACUCUUGUGCAGCGUUUCGGGACAAGAAACGAUGCAAAUUCCACCUGGAAUGUUCUCCGGGUGUACAAAAAACUGGUAAGCGUAAAGUGCAGGAGAUCACGGAGAGGACUGAAGCGGAUAGAGUGGACGGUGAUCUCGGCGCUCCAUCCCGGAAAAGCCAGAAAAAAUCGGGAGCUGCAUCGAAGUUCGAAUAUGAUGCUAGCCUUUUGCCGAAGGACUGGUGCGGUCAUUGUCAGAAACUCGUCCCUUUCGAGCGGACUGCGGGUCAUCCACAUCACCUGGAAAAAGUGGAUACAAGAUUUCCCACUAGGUUCUUGCCAGCAAUGGAAGAUAACCCUGCCGAAGCACAGUACUUCUUCAGUGAAAGGACGAAAGAAUUCUUCAUCCAUUUCCUGCAGUCGCAGAAGGCAAAGAAUGUGAUUUGCGUAGGAUGCCCUCGAUUGCACGAAGAAAUACUGGCAUCAUCAACGAGCACAAGUGGAUUAUGCAGUUUCCUACUUGACAUUGAUGCUCGCUUCAGUACCUUCUUUCCACGGAAAUCUUUCGCUCACUACAAUAUGUUCAAUCAUUAUUUUUUCGAACCGGCCGACCGGCGAGCCUACUUGAAUUUCAUUAGAGAAAAGGAGCCCGAUGAUGUCAUUAUCGUCAUGGAUCCACCCUUUGCUGGCAUCGUGCAAGUGCUGGCCAACAGCUUGCAGUGUAUCUUUGCGGACAUCGGUGGCCAGUGUUCCUUAUUGUGGAUCUUUCCAUACUACAUGGAAAAACACAUCAGUCGCGAAGCACCGUAUCUCAGAAUGAUUAGCUAUAAAGUGGAGUAUGCCAAUCACGGCAAGAUGCGCGACAAAUCAGCGCUCACUCGUGGCUCUCCCAUUAGAAUCUUCACGAACAUCCAACCGGAACUUAUCCAACUGCCGGCGCAGGAAGGCUAUUGGUUUUGUCAGCCGUGCCGGAAGUUUUCAUCACGCGAGGAACGACAUUGCCCUCAAUGCGGUGAAUGCGCCGGGAAAGACGGCAAAGUCUGGCGGCACUGCCGCAAGUGCAAACGGUGUGUCAAGGGCGACUGGCAACACUGUCAACGGUGCCAGAGGUGUCAUGAUAAGGUGUGUAUUAACGCAACAUCCAGUGGAACUUAAAUUCCCGCCAUCUGUCCGAUUUAUUUAUUUUGGCUUUUGGUUGCAUUGUUCACUUACUGCGUGUGAACAUUCGAUUCUUGUUCAUGAUACAGCAGAUCAUGAAAAGCGCCAAUUUAACACGGUGCUUGCGUUCGAAGCCAAUUUCGAGUAAAACAAAUCGGUGGUGUUGAUUUCAAUGUACGCGGUGUCCUUUUACGUGAGACGAUUGAAAACAAAAACUGAAAAUUGCACACUUCCGUCUCACGCACGCAUUUUGGUGGUGUCAUCGGUAUGUGAAUCUGUUGUGCAAGCACAUGAUUUCCACCUGCGAAUCAUAUGCCUGCCCGGAAAUUUCUCUUCAGUGAAUACAUUAAAAGGUCGCGGCAUAUAGCUAAUGGCGGAACAAAAGAAUAGCACGCGCUACUA